Messenger RNA from Dicentrarchus labrax (European seabass), 2794 nucleotides. RefSeq names its product transmembrane protein 236-like. Bases 1 to 1167 code for a protein of 388 amino acids. The record is from RefSeq and is a predicted model, not a curated record. Lineage: Eukaryota; Metazoa; Chordata; Actinopteri; Moronidae. The transcript is spliced from 4 exons.
AUGGGCUCAGGGAGGACGCUGAAGUUCGCCCUGUGCGAGGUGCUGCAGUUUGCGGGCCUGUGUGUGCCACUUUUCAUCGUCAUGCAGAGGUUCGCCGUCAUCGUAGCGAAGGUCAAAACCUCGGCGCAGCCCCCCGGCGACGCCAGCACGGCCUACUGGUUGAUUGUGGCCUCCUCCAUUGCCUAUGUGACCUCCACUGCCCUGCUGGUCUGGGUACCCCUGAAGUACAUGGUCUUCAUGAAGAAGAAGUUCCUCAUUGGGAGGAAAAAGUGGAGGCCUGUGGCCCUCGUAUAUGUGAUCCUGUCAACAUUACCCUGCUUUGCCUUCCUCAUCGCCAGCUCUGAGGUUCAGAUAAAUAACAACAUGAAAAAUGACACAUUCACGGAGCUCCCUGUAUCGCUAGUUCUCUUCUCUCUCAUCUGUAUUGACGUUGUGGAGAGGAUACGCUACUGCAGACUGACUGGCCACGCUAAUGACAUGGAGAGGGAUGCUGACAUCCCCUCCACUGUCCUCACACAUGUGGAACAGGUAACACCAGUAACACCUGUCUCUCCAGCUGUGCCGGGGCCAGCUGUGCCCAGGCCAGCUGUGCCAGCUCCCACGCCACCGGGAGCAACCCAGCUCAAUGACAGGAACCAGAAUGGAGCAGGGGCUCAACCAGAGACCAACGGGACAGUCCCAGGGAUUCCAGGUAAUCCCGGGAGACCAUUUAGCAUCUCUGGAUUGAGCUCACGAUCAGCGAGCACCACAGCGUACCGCAUACCUCCGUACGCCUACACGGGUCCACUGAGGAUCCUGUGUGCCAGCGACGCCCGAGCAGAUGUGUUUGUGGACAGCUUUAUGUUCUGGAUGGAUACAGUGGAGAUGGUGAGGGUGGCAGGACAUCCCCUGGUCUACUACUCAGGCUGGGUGUUCCCUAUCUAUAUCUUCAGCUACCUGUCUUGCCUGCGUGUGGUGGUCAUGCCCCACAGCCCCCUGCUUUCCUCACUAGGAGUGGCCGUGCAGGACUUACCCUUCUUCUUUGUGCGUGUUGGCCUCAUUGCCUUCUUUGGGUUUGUCACACCCAUCCUCUAUCUGAUGAAGAACCUGUUGGUCUGCCUGGCCUUUGUCUACUUCAACUUCAUGACUAAGCUGAGGGUCUUCAACACGGAGAGGAUGUUCUUUUGAGACCAAGACAGCGAAACAUUAAACAUAUAGUAGGAGUAACAAGUAGGAUACUAGGGUUCAGGAGGUGGUUGCACCAGCUCUUCACAAGUUCAAACUUUACCUACGUAUAACUCAAGUGUUUAUUAAGUGGGGAAUCACUAAAUUUUAACAGGUUCUACCAGACAAUGUCAUUUUUACAUAGAGAUUUGCUAUUAAAAGAAAAAGUGUGUUACUAGUAUGCACUGUUGGCUGACACAACUAAUGUUACAUAAGAUGGCACUUAAUAGAAGGCUGUUUAACAUUAUGUCAACUGGGAAGAUUUUAAAUUAACACAAUAUUCCUCAAAUUACAAAAUGUUGUGCUCAUAACAUCAGACUGAAUAGCUAAAUAGUGACAGUUAGGUUAGCAUAACCAGAUGUUUUCCCACUCUUUCUGAAAUGCAUGAAUGGGCUAGAGGAGAGCGGGGUUGGUUGUCACAUUCUCAGAGGUCACCCACAAGGUCAUUUCAGGAGUAAAGGCCUUUGCACACCAAGUAUGUAUUUUUUUUGUCCAAAACUGUUUUAUACGACCUCACAUUGUGUCAAUCAUCAUCCAAAACCUUCGUCAGCCAUUAUAUUUCCAGAACAGGUUUGAUUUUCUGCAUUGUUUCGCACCAGUCAUAUGAGAAAAGCACACAGACAGAGAGGAGGGCACAACUCUGCCUCUUGUAGUGCUAAAUGCAAGAUACAGGCAGAGAGUGACGACAGCCUGCGGAUGAACAUCCAGUGGAGAGAAGCAGGGGAGAAACUCUCCUUGUUCUUGACACCUUAGACCCAAUAUCUAUUUUUUCUUUUAAUGCUUUCAAGUGAAAGGACCACAGAAUCAUCCUCACUGCACGAUGACUCCGUCUCAUAUUGUGAAUUAUGCAACAAAUAGAGUAAUAAAUUGCAUAAGACUCAGCGUGCAAGGUUUCUAUGUGUAACAAUUUGAAUUGUAUGGCAGACUAAAAAACUCAUUCAGACUUGGGGCCUUACGGGUCGAUACAGACCAAAUCAGGCGCCAUAAUGCGGUGGCCAAUCUGGUGAUCAGACCAGUCAAACUGCUCCACAGUGAAACAAAUGCUAUCCAAAUGGAGUUCAUGGACCAAACUAUCAUACCCUCCCAGUUUUCUUUACUUCCCAAAACCCUUUAAAAAGUGUGUGAAACAUAUUUUUCUCCAUAUAUAAAUGAACAAAGAAGCAUUCACAUAGGUUACGUAGAUAAGAUUAAUAUAUCAUUUCAGUACGGUCCAACCUGGUUUAGCAAUCACUAACUAGCUCAUUGAAAGAACUUUAGGCUUAAAGGAUUUAAGAAAAGCCAGUGCAACCAAAGUAUGAAUUUGUGCGACACAGAAGAGAUAUUUUAUUAAAAUGCAUGAUGGUACUUUUCACAGGCCAAAAGGGAGCUCUUAGGCAAUGUUUUCCCAUACAGGACGUUAUGUCAAAUGACUGUUGUGUUGUGUAGUAUUUACCUUUAUGUUCAAAUAUAGUUUUUUACCCCUCAACACCCCCCUCCCCCUCACCAAGCAUGGCACUUUGGGAAUGUACCUGUAAUGUCAAUUAAAGAUUUUUUUGGCAGAUUUUUUUCUACCAUCAUAAAGUGCAGUGAAUAUGUAAAAAGCAUAAAUCCA